Molecule: messenger RNA, 615 nt
Organism: Dendrobium catenatum
Lineage: Eukaryota; Viridiplantae; Streptophyta; Magnoliopsida; Asparagales; Orchidaceae
Product: probable V-type proton ATPase subunit H
Exons: 1
Coding region: 100-615 (171 amino acids)
Biological process (GO): proton transmembrane transport
Cellular component (GO): vacuolar proton-transporting V-type ATPase, V1 domain
Molecular function (GO): proton-transporting ATPase activity, rotational mechanism; heme binding
Source: RefSeq, a predicted model, not a curated record
CUAGUUGAAGUUGUUAAAGGUUCUACUAAGGAGAAGGUUGUAAGGGUCGUCAUCUAGACUUUCAGAAACUUGCUUUCGAAGGGGGCAUUUGGUGCUCAAAUGUUGGAUCUUGGAUUACUACAACUUGUCCUCAGCCUAAAAGCUCAAUCCUGGAAUGAUGAGGACUUGCUGGAAGCAUUGAAUCAGCUAGAAGAAGGACUUAAAGAUAACAUCAAAAGAUUGAGUUCCUUUGAUAAAUACAAGCAAGAAGUCGUUCUUGGUCAGCUAGACUGGUCUCCUAUGCACAAGAAUCCUGGAUUUUUGAAGGAUAAUAUUACAAAUUUUGAAGAAAAUGAUUUGCAGAUCCCACGUGUUCUUCUCACAAUCCUUGAUAUAUUCAAUGAUCCAACAGCACUAGCUGUUGCCUGUUAUGAUCUGUGCCAGUUCAUUCAAUUCCACCCUGCUGGUCGCAACAUUGUCCCAGAUCUGAAGGCUAAGGAACGUGUUAUAAAGCUAAUGAACCAUGAAAAUGCUGAAGUGACAAAGAAUGCGGCAAAACAGGGCACAGUGCACUUAACUGCUGGCACAAGUAUACUCAAAAGUAUGCUCCGGCACCAGCACCGAAAGCCCUGCUAG